Molecule: messenger RNA, 1509 nt
Organism: Cygnus atratus (black swan)
Lineage: Eukaryota; Metazoa; Chordata; Aves; Anseriformes; Anatidae
Product: inositol 1,4,5-trisphosphate receptor-interacting protein-like 1
Exons: 1
Coding region: 1-1509 (502 amino acids)
Cellular component (GO): membrane
Source: RefSeq, a predicted model, not a curated record
AUGCAGUUUUUGGCAACUUUCUUCGUCCUGACGUUCCUGGGCUUAAUCCAGAGCCCAGCGGAGGUCAGCGAUGAAUUGGAUGACGCUACAAAUGAGCGCAUGCGGCAGUAUGCGGAGGAGCUGCAAGAACGCAUGAUGCAGCUCCUGUUCGAAAUUGAGGAGGGGGAGAAGGAGCAGAGCUGGGCGCACAUGGGAGCCCUGCUCUUAUCUGCAUUGCAGAAUUGGCAGUUCUGGGCCUAUGUUGGUGUUGCUCUCCUGUACUUUUGGAGCUUGUGCCGGCUCCUUAGACAUAUCCCAGAAUAUGAAAGCAGCAGUGAGGAGGAGAGCUCCAGCAGUGAUGAGCAGCAGAAUAAUGAGAGAAAUCGUGUUGAAGGAAGGGAUGAAGGGAGGAUUUUUGCAGAGAGAAUCCAGUGGCCAGUGCAGAACAUCCAAGUCAACUGUCGAGUGAUACAGUCAAUGGUGGGAGACCUCAUCCAUUUCACCCAACGGUCCCUGACGAACACCUUCUAUCCGGUGCUGCAUUCACCCAUUGGAGUGGGUAGUACCUUUGAAGGCUGGAGUCCCCGAGACAACGACACUGUCGUCUAUCACCUGCUCGUGCCCAUGACGGCUCCUCGUGGGCACUCCUUCCACCUGGAGCUGGGGAAUGAAGAGGAGCUGCCAUCAAGGAACUCCUGUAUUCGCGUGGAGCUGGAGUGCACAUGCGUGAGGGAGCAGGACUUUGGGAACAUGGUGUGCUUCCUUCACCAACCUGAGGAGGAGCUGAGAAGAAAUGCGGAGCCCAGCCUCCUACAGACACUGUGCACUGGCUCCUACCUGGAUGUGCAUAAAACCUCCUACUGGUUCCAGCAAUCGAUGAAAAGAGCUUAUAAAUUUUUGCCCGAGUCGGCCAGAAGUCACAUUGGUGUGCUGCCAUCCAGACGCUCCUGCAGGCUUCGUAUGAUUGAUAUCUUUGAUAGAACCCUGUUCGUUGAGAUAAUGUUUGGGGUGCAACAAGACGAUUCAGCCGUUUUCCUGAGCAGCCAGAAGACAGAGGCUAUCUUCACCCCCGAUACGACGUGGCCACAGAGCUGCGCUGUGGCAGAGAUGAAGUUCUUCCAGUACAUAAAAGCGCAUGCCCAGCAGGACAGUUUCCACCUCAGAUGCAUGCAGCUCUGUGCCCGUAUCCUGGUGGGCAAUGAUUUUACCACCUAUAUGUUGAAGACAGUUGUCAUGCACCUGCUGACCACCAUCCCUUUGGAAAGCUGGCGCAGGAGGGAUUUUUUGCAGCGGAUGGACGACAUCAUGCAGUACCUGCACUGCUGCAUAGUGGAGAAACGCCUGGACCACUUCUUCUUUGGAAACGAGGGAAUGCCUGAGGAGAUCAUCUUGCCCCCAGAUUUCCAAACGUCCAGACCACCCAACCUCUUCCAGCACAUGGCACAGGAGCCAACUGUCCACGCCCGGGCGCUGCGUGAAUUCCAGGAGCUGCGAGAUCGGCUCACGAGACUGCUGACCUUUGGGAACUGA